ACUUCCUCAUUCUGCCCCUAACAUCCCAUCACACAGGAGCUGUCAUCCCUUCAGUUAGAUGUUUACUGAAUGAGCAAGAGAGGUUUUACACUGUUUAAAUCCGUCUGUGCGCUUUAAUCACGAGGAAGAAGAGUUAAUCUUCGACGAACAGAGCAGAGAGAAGGAGCCAUAGCAUGACAUCUCUGAUGAAGAGCUGAGUUAGAGAAAGGAAUCUUUAAACCUUACCUUCAAAAGAAAAGUCAACAAAUUCCACUAUGGCUAAGCCCAGCUAUCUGUCCAUGAGGACUAUUGAAGACUCCCACCUGGAGGGCUGGGAGAUGAUUGACUCUGGAGGUUUUGGACACGUCUACAAAGUCAAGCAUCGUCAGUGGUGCUCCAAUGUUGCCAUUAAACUGCUUCGUUUUGAUGACAGUCAAACUUUGCUGCGAGAGCUCAACAUGAUGUAUCAAGGGAGCAGCCCGUAUGUCAUUCAGGUCCUCGGGAUCUUUAGGGGUCAACUGCCAUCUAACCCAUCAUCGACACAGCUUGGACUGGUCAUGGAGCUCAUGGAGAGAGGAUCGGUUGCUUUUCUACAGAAAUCUUUACCUGGACCUCCACCCUGGCCAUUGGUCUUCAGAAUGGCUCACCAAGUGGCUUUGGGGAUAAACUUCCUCCACUGUCUGUGCCCCCCUGUGCUCCACCUUGACCUGAAGCCCAGCAACGUGCUGCUGGACCCCUCUCUUAAUGCCAAGCUUACAGAUUUCGGCCUUUCCAGAUUUUACCACAGUAGCACGCAGCUUUCCAAGAAGGACACUGAGACAGAGGGGGGAGGGACACUUCCAUAUAUGCCACCAGAGGCAUUCGAUGUGAACUACAAACCUAAACAAGCCUCUGAUAUCUACAGUUAUGGCAUACUCUUAUGGUCCAUUGUCACAGGGAGAAAACCUUAUGAACAUGCAACAUCCGACUUAGUCCGCCUUCUAAUCCCGGAAGGACAACGUCCAUCACUGGAUGAUAUCAGAAGCCAAGUGACGGGGGUGGCAGGUUUGGAGGUGCUGAUGGCGGUCAUGGAGAAAUGCUGGAGAGGAAACCAAGACCAAAGGCCCUCGGCCCAUGUGUGUACAACGGUGACAGAAGAAUUGUAUAAAGUGCACAAACAUGCGAUGGUUGACGUUGUCCAUCAGGUGCUCAAGGAACUGGAUCAACAGGAAGAAGGUUUAGUAGAGCAAGUUCAGAAGGUUCACAUCUCCGAGGUGUCAGUGGGUGCCAGACGUGAGGAAGUGAAUCUGUAUGAUAGCGUGCCAACAGGGCCUGCACCAGUACAGGAAAUGGCUAGUGGGCGGAUGGCAAAUCAAAGACCUGAACCAAGACUCAGAGAUUCCCCUUCACAUCGACCAGCCACUAAGUGUGAAGUCGACCAGGGCAGCUCAGUGAUGGACAAAAAUGUAAAAAAGUCUUCCGUUUACCCCAUUUUAUCUUCACAGCCCACUCGUUCCAGUGUGCACUCAUCCCACAACAGAGUACAAAAUAUGUUCCCAGAGCUCCGUCGGUGUUCCAUCUCCAGCCUUUUGCCCUGCUUCCCCUCCCCGCCUUCACGUGAAUAUUACAUCAACAUGAGCGAUGUGACAGGAAUUCAGUACGGCAACGGCAACACCAUGCACAUCAACCUGCAUGAGAGGAAGCGGCACCCGUCAGCACCUCCUAGUGUCAACUUCCCGUCCACACAACCAGGAAGUAGAUUGGACAAGAAAGAAAGCUGAGUCAAGUGAAGGGGGGCGUGAGGGAAGUGGCGGACACCAACCGCACUCACAAUUUACCACACCAGCAUUCAUCAUUACAAACUUUUCAUACUGUGCUGUUUUUAAAUUGCACUCCUCAAUGAAUCCUCAAAUUUGACAUAUUCUCAUAAAAUGUAUUCACCGUGCAAUAAUGAAGAGCUGUUCAGUCACAUCAGACGAUUGAAUGUUUCAAGUAUGUAAAAAAAUGUCCUGACUGAUAUUUUGUGAAUUUAUUUAUUUAGCCGGAUAAUUUGAAUUUUAGGAAUGUUUAGGUAAAUAUUUUGUGUUUCCGAGCAGGUAUAGAAAUGUAUUUUCUUUUACUUUUGGACCAUUUCGACAAUUCAAAGGUAGCUAGAUCUGUUGUGCUGUCCCACCCUGAUACAUAUGUGGUGCCAAAAUUGCACAAAUCCACUAUUACGCAUGACAGACGCACCUAGCUGAGCCACUGUACUUCAUUGUACUUCUAGCUAAUGCAGUAAAGAUCAUGAUGACUGGGCAGAAACACCCUCAAUAUUGAAAGCGAAGAAUCAUCGCUUCAUAUGGAGUAUGAGUAGUUGUCGAUACUGGUGUACAUUUCUCUAAUUUUACAGUUUACAAUAAAACAACAAACAGCCUUAUGUAAUUAACACCAGGGUGUGGUGUUGCCACUGCAAGAACUGAGGGAAGUUUAGCCAGACUUUGGUUUGUUAUUUUUUUUCAGAGUACUUCCUAGUAUAAGAGGAACCUCAAGAGAAAUAAUAAACUAUGAGCGAUCAGUACUUUUCAUUUUGUAGCAUGGCUGGAUCAUGUCAAUUCAGUGUUGAGCAGUACUUUGAGGAGUUCCCCCAAUGGAGUCCUCUAAACUGUUGGGACCAAAAUCGCAUAUUAAGUUCUCUUAUUUAUUUAGUUUAGUUGGUUUAUCCUUUAUUUACACAUGAGGAAGUUCAUGGUGAAGACAAUCUCCAUGUAUUAUGGUGUGGCUUCAUUUUUGUAAUGUAUGUUUUAAAUUUCAAAUCUGUUUUUUAAAGAAGCUCUUUAAGUAUUUUUGUUAUUUUUUUCCAGUCUUUAUUGAUUGUGGUUUUCAUCUUUGAACAUUUUCAACGUUGAGCCAGGCCUAACACCUCUGUUCUGUCCUGUCAGCAGUGUAAAUAUCAGUCAAAUGCGUUCAUAUGGUUUUGCCUUUGUACCAACUGUGGUCAAUGAAUAUCCUCAGUCACAAUGCCACCAUCAGAUGCCAAAAACCGACUUAAGAACACAUUGACUACAAAACAGGGGGAUUUAUUGUCACACAAAAAUGUAAACUUCCUAACUCAAUACUUUGUUAAAACCAAUGUCCAUCACUGUUUCAUCAAUGGUUAUUGAAGUUUGACUUGUGGUUCUUGAUCAUAAAAUGUACUUUGUAUAAAUAUAUAUAUUUGGAAAGCA
Molecule: messenger RNA, 3161 nt
Organism: Labrus bergylta (ballan wrasse)
Lineage: Eukaryota; Metazoa; Chordata; Actinopteri; Labriformes; Labridae
Gene: ripk3
Product: receptor-interacting serine-threonine kinase 3
Biological process (GO): protein phosphorylation; signal transduction
Cellular component (GO): cytoplasm
Molecular function (GO): protein kinase activity; ATP binding
Source: RefSeq, a predicted model, not a curated record